Molecule: messenger RNA, 1824 nt
Organism: Sinocyclocheilus grahami
Lineage: Eukaryota; Metazoa; Chordata; Actinopteri; Cypriniformes; Cyprinidae
Product: deoxynucleoside triphosphate triphosphohydrolase SAMHD1-like
Exons: 15
Biological process (GO): regulation of innate immune response; dGTP catabolic process; defense response to virus
Cellular component (GO): nucleus
Molecular function (GO): dGTPase activity
Source: RefSeq, a predicted model, not a curated record
AGCCUGGAACGUUGUGGAAGGAUGUGAAGAAUGAAUUGCAAGACGUCUUGAAGAAAUACUCCUUGGAUUUUCCAAAUGAACAAAUGAAGAUCUUCAACGACCCCAUCCAUGGUCACAUGGAGCUGCACCCCCUGCUGGUGAAGAUCACAGAUACUCCUCAGUUUCAGAGACUGAGACACAUCAAACAGCUGGGAGGAACAUAUCUGGUGUAUCCGGGCGCUUCCCACAAUCGCUUUGAACACUCACUUGGUGUGGCGUAUUUAGCAGGUUGUCUGGUGAAGGUUCUUCAUGACAAUCAGCCCGAGCUCAAGAUCACCAAACAGGAUUUCCUGUGUGUUCAGAUCGCUGGUCUGUGUCACGACUUGGGUCAUGGCCCACUUUCUCAUGUUUUUGAUAGUCUGUUUAUCCCUGAAGCCGUAAAAGAAAAACAACUGAAAGGCUUGUCUGAUGACAGAAUGAAAGAAAAAAAAGAAUGGAAGCACGAGCAGAUGUCAGUUCAGAUGUUCGAUGACAUUGUGAAGCGUCUGAAGGCUGAGAAUGAAGACGUGUUGAAAGAACAUGGACUGGAUGAUAAAGAUGUGAUCUUCAUUAAAGAGUUAAUCGAAGGGGCAGAAACCUCAGAGUGGACAUACGAGGCCAGAGAUGAAGACAAAUCCUUCCUGUAUGAGAUCGUGGCAAAUAAACAGAACAACAUUGAUGUGGACAGAUGGGACUAUUUCGCACGAGACUGUCAUCACCUCGGCAUCCGAAACAGUUUUGAUCAUCAGCGUCUCCUGAAGUUUGCUCGAGUCUGUAAAGUGAACGGGAGAAAUCACAUCUGCUUCAGAGACAAGGAGGCUGAUAAUGUUUAUGACAUGUUUCGCACCCGAUACACUCUCCAUCGCCAGGCCUAUCAGCACAAGAUCUGCAACAUCAUCGAAGACAUGUUCACAAAAGCCCUCAUAAAAGCUGACCGUGACCUUCAUAAAGACAAACCAGAGGAUAUGUUCACAAUUUCUGAAGCCAUACACGAUGCUGAGGAAUACACCAAGCUCACAGAUGAGAUCUUUGGGCAGAUCUUGUCCUCCACGUCUGAAAACCUGAAGGAAUCUCGAGAUAUCUUGAACAAGAUUAUCAACAGAGAACUGCCAAAGUUUGUGGGAGAAGCUCGAUUAAUGGAUGAAAACAAAUCAAAGAUGAGUCCUGACCAAAAAAGCACCAAAGCAAAAAUGCAGGAAAAGCUGACAGAAACAUGGAAGAAGGCAGUAAAGACGUACAUACCUACUGACUCUCCAGUUUCUCAGAAGGCUGAUGAUUUCUCAGUUUAUGUGGUUGAUCUGGGUCACGGCAUGAAGGGCAAAAAACCCUUUAACAACAUUUAUUUCUACAGCAAAUGGAACAACAAAGAAGCCUCAUGUAUUGAGAAGAAUCAGCUGUCUAGUUUCCUGCCAGAGACCUUCACUGAAGAGCUUGUUAGGGUGUACUGGGACAAACCUAAUAAGAACAGGAUGGAGGAGGCUGAUAAGUGCUUUAAGGAGUGGCGCAAAUCAAACUUUGGACUCUAAUUCUAUAAAAUGCCCAUCUAAAUCUCUGUAAGCCCAACUCUGGAGCAUUUGAAAGCAAAGUCCUUAUUUUGUGCUGCUGGACUUAGUGAGCUGAUAUUAAUAUAUUUGUACUUCUUUUAGGUGAUAUUGGGCAGCCAGACCAAAAUCAAGCAUUUAGCAGUGCCUUUUUUUAUAAAGUGUGGAUUUAAAAAUGUAGCUCACUUCUUUAAGCACAAAUGAUUUUCAGAAUGAUCACUAUUCUUUUUCAUCUUAUGAAAGCUCCAAAAUGACAAAAAAGCAC